UGUUUUAAAAAUAUCAAUAUCGAUAUCAAAAAUGGCAUGUAAAAGAUCUAAAGAUGAACCUUCGGAAUGCAACAGCUUUCUUCAAAGCUCUAAACGGAUGGGCCAAGUUGCAACGCAUAUUCUUACUGCAGAAUCAGAAGUAGAAAUUGAUUUUAAUACAUCAAAAAAAAACACAAGAAAACUCCUUUAAGUCAACAAAACAGAAAGAGAAAAAAAAAUGUAUUUUUGAAGAACCUCCUUUACCAUCAUUACCAUUAUGGGAGCCACCAAAGCUUCCUGAUUCCGAUUCAAACUUUUUGUCCGUCUCUGCCUCAAUGGAUCAAGUAGAUGACUUGCCAGUUACACAGAUAGUGUUUCCAUCAGAAAUGCAGUCUGUUUCACAAGUUCAACCGUUACUGCAUUCAUCUUCUUCCUUUUCUUUAUUAUCUCAAAAAACUGGGAUAGACCAAAUAAAUAACUUUAUUCGGAAAGCAAAUGUUGAACCCAAUACUGUUGAAGGCAUUCAAUUUAUAGUGAACUCUAUAUACAGAAAACUUUGUGGGUUGGAAACAGAAAUGCGUUCCAUGCGUUCAAUUUUAGACACUAAUCAUGGUAAUAAAGAAAAUAUUAAUAUAGAUUAUUUACCAGCUAAUUUAGUUGAAGAGUUUGACUCACUAGAAAAUAAAAUAAUUAACUCUAAUGAUAAAGAUAUCAUUUGCAGAAAGUUAAAGCAAAUUGAUGGGAGAAAUGUAAGUGACUUUUUAAAAAAUGCUUUAAAAACUUGUUUAACAGACAAGCUGUGCUGCAGCAUUAAUCGAACUGGUGCAGAUAAAAAGCGUAGGUUUAUAGGACCAGUCGAAAGUUUGAUUUUUGAUGCAGCUUACUGUUUAUUUCCAACUGCCACUGCAUCCAGUAUGACUACAAUAAUUGCGAAACACUUGAAAAAGUCUAAAGAUUGUUAUUUUGCUGCAAGAAAGAGAAGUUCUUCUUUAACAAGUGAUAUACAAAUACUCAGUCCUGUUAGAAAAAAAAGAAAUUUAAACACUGACUCAUGUAGUGAUUCCAGUUAACUUAUUUUUUUUGUUUAUUUGUUCUAUUAUUUUUUAUUGACUUAUUUUUUUUUAGAUAUUUU
Messenger RNA from Hydra vulgaris (swiftwater hydra), 1111 nucleotides. RefSeq lists its product as uncharacterized. NCBI's taxonomy places the organism in Eukaryota, Metazoa, Cnidaria, Hydrozoa, Anthoathecata, Hydridae. The record is from RefSeq and is a predicted model, not a curated record.